CCGGACGUGUUGUGUUGUCGUACAGCGCGUUUGCUGCUGAGGAAAACGUGUGAACGUCUGUGGAAAUCACUCGUUUUAUCGUAGGAAAUUGAUUUAUUUGUUGCAUUUCUCCGGAUUUCUCGCGUUAAUAAACAGAACCAAACGGACGUCAUUUCUCGGGAUAAUCUCCCGAAACCAGAAACCAUGAAGAAGAAACUCAAGAAGAGCGUUUCCGCCCUCGGUGACGAGGCGUUGUCGGGGCAACCGGCAGCUGACUACGAGGUGGGUCAGGUGUCAGGAAGUUUGUUCAAGAAGAAAUCCGCAGCCUCCGGGUCGCUGUCGACCUUAUUCAGCACCGCUGCACCGGCGGCGGCGCUUCUGUUUCAGCCUGCGCCCAAGCCUGUUCAGAAGAGCACAGAAGCAACGGAGCAACAGAAGGAAACUCCAGAGGUCAAAGUUCAGCCCAGUCAGACGCAACUUAAGCAGAAAUCAGACGCCGACCAGCAGCUGGAAAACAGGGAGAUCAGCUUACAGAACGCAGACGAGGACGAGCAAGGGAAGGCGGCCUCCGCUAAAGCCAAGAAGAGGAAAGCGCCGGAGCCGGACGCAGGCAACAGCACGGAGCACUGGGUGCUGAAGAGGCAGAAGCAGAAGGCCCAGAAGGAGGAGGAGGCCGUAAAGAACAAGAGGACGGUGUUUGUUGGCAACCUUCCCUCCAGCUGCUCCAAGAAGAUGCUGUGCGCCCUCUUUAAAGAGUUUGGAUCCAUCGACUCGAUCCGCUUUCGCUCUGUGGUCAGAGAGGAUCCCGGCAUGUCCCGCAAAGUAGCCUCCAUCCAACGCAAAGUCCAUCCCCAAAAGACCAGCGUGAACGCCUACGUGGUGUUCUGCAGCGAGGACGCGGUCGCCCUCGCGCUGGAGAGGAACGGCCUGGAGAUCCAGAAGAACUUCCACAUCCGGGUGGACAGGGUGGCGGACGCAUCCGCGCACGACAACAAGCGCUCCGUGUUCGUGGGGAAUCUGACCUUCGAGAUGAACGAACUGGCCCUCCGGCAGCACUUUGAGGACUGUGGCAAAGUGGAGGCCGUACGACUGGUGCGGGACCAGAACUCUGGCUUCGGGAAAGGAUUCGGUUACGUCCUGUUUGAGAGCUCCGACUCCGUGCAGCUGGCGCUGGAACUGGACGGCACGACACUGGACGGCAGACCCCUCCGGGUGAGGAGGGCGGAGAAACAGACGAAUAAAAGUGGGGGCAAAGGGAGGCCCGUGAAGGGCCCCGUGAAGGGCCCCGUGAAGGGCCCGGGUCAGGAGAGAGCAGCCGGUUGGGCAGGUUUCAAGUCUAAAAAGAAUUUCUCCGGAAACCAGCAGAAUUCGACCAAGAGCUCCACCUCGUUCAGGGGAGAGAUGGUGGAUCCCAACAAAAAGAGGCAGAAGAAAGUACUGAAGAAGAAGAAGAAGAGGCCGAAGCCCAAAAAGAAAGUUCAUAUCUGAUACGCGACCUGCAUCUCGUAGAAGUAGAAACGGUGUGAGGACCAAUCAAAAGUCAAAGGAUAAACCAAGAGGAAUGAAUGACUGUGUCAUUGAUGUGGAUCAGUGCCACAUGCACCUUUGGAGACGUGACGUCCCCACAAAUAAAGACACAAGAGAAAGGACAGAAGACCAGCUCUAGAUGUUUGUUGGCUGCCUCACAUUUCAUUAUUCACCUGAUGUAUGAAUUUUGUGUCGUCCUUCACGUGAAUGAAAAUAACAUAAAUUGCUGCAUAACGAAGUGACCACUGCUUGUCCCUGCUUCUCAUGCUAAGCUAAGCUAACCGCAUUCUGCCUCUAGCUUCAUAUUUAACACGGAUGUGCUAAUUAUUGAUCUUCUCUCCUGUAACUUUCUGUAAGAAAAUCAAUAAACACGUUUCCUCAUAUGUGC
Messenger RNA from Pungitius pungitius (ninespine stickleback), 1894 nucleotides. RefSeq names its product RNA binding motif protein 34 (gene rbm34). The coding region runs from base 184 to 1467 and encodes 427 amino acids. Lineage: Eukaryota; Metazoa; Chordata; Actinopteri; Perciformes; Gasterosteidae. The transcript is spliced from 11 exons. Gene Ontology annotation, molecular function: RNA binding. The record is from RefSeq and is a predicted model, not a curated record.